UGCCUUAUACUUCGCUAGUUCUAUUUUUGGAAAACGAAAGUUCGAACAUUCACUGAAGGGAAGAUUUCAGAGAACAUGAGAACAGAAGUGCAUACACACGUGUAUACGAAUGUAUUAGAUGAAUACCCGGACCAAACCAAUCGUUGUUAAAUACUUGGAGAUCAAUGGCCGUAACGAGCUUUAUAUCGUUAUUAUGGCGAGGCCCAUGGUUUGUUGGCAGUUGGGCAUUUCUCAUCAUAAGGAAUGAAUUCGGGCGGCUGUUUGGAAGAGAUCCGUAUACACAAAGUAAAGAAUUACAGAUGCGGGUAGACGAUUCAACAAAGGAGGUCGACAAUUUAAGAAUGAAGAUCGAUGACCUUGAAGAGGAAAACGAAAAUUUACGCAAUAAGCUCGACGACUUCUACAAACGUAGUGCACAGAUGAUGGAAGAGAGUGGGUCGCUUGAAAAUGCAAACGACGAACUCUCAAACACCCGACUGGCGGAACGCUUUGAUGUUGCUCUGAAGGAGCAAUGGUUACAAUUAUGUGAAGCACUUGGAGAGACCUUAAGCGAAAUUCAGUAUCUAACACAUCUGUCUGAAGUUAUGCAGUCAGUUUUCAAGCAUUGUAUGCAGAAUGUUGAAGAAACAGAGAGACAUCUGUUACAGAUUGCCAAAUAUGCAAAUGAAGACCAAGAGGAGGUGCGCCACAAUCUACGAGUUCUUCGAAAGCCACUAGGCCAGAAGCAGAGUACACGUGACUGCGUAGUUAAGGUUAUAGUCGAUAGAGUCAAACAAGAUGACAGGGUGAAAGAUAUAUUAACCGAGCACACUUUUCCUGACGUCAUGAUCAAAACAAUUGUCGCAUUUAUAAAUGAUUUGGCGGACGUUUGCUGGCUGUUGUGUAUUGCUAACCCACCUUUAAAACUGAACUUUGAUAUAAAAGGAGUGGAUUUCAAAUCUGUCAGCAAUCGUUUUGUUGAAUUCGCUUCCGCUGGAGACAUCACAUAUUCUGAUUGCAAACCUGGUGCAGUCUAUCUUGUAGUCUGGCCGUCUGUGGAACAUGAGGGCAGCAGUGGGUUUUUAAAGAAAGGCGAAGUCAUUGUGUGUAAAUAAAAGUGAAACGAUGUGACACGAUGAACACUAAUUUGUUUUAGCUAACAUGAGACCAUGUUAUAUCAAUUUAACUUUACAACCCGACAUUAUAAAUGCUACUGUUCAUAUAGUGUACAUGCUUUGUAGUCGAAAAGUAGCAUGAGUGUUCGUUUUACUUGAAUAAAAAAUAAAUACAUUAUACAAACUU
This is a messenger RNA of Dreissena polymorpha, 1281 nucleotides long. RefSeq lists its product as uncharacterized. NCBI's taxonomy places the organism in Eukaryota, Metazoa, Mollusca, Bivalvia, Myida, Dreissenidae. Bases 165 to 1094 code for a protein of 309 amino acids. The transcript has 10 exons. The record is from RefSeq and is a predicted model, not a curated record.